AUGAGCUAUAAAAAUCAAUGGUAUCUAAUUUUUGUUGUCUGGAAAAAUAACAAGGAAGCAUCUCAGAUCUAUCAAGAGUUGGUGAAUGCUGAAGGUGGCCAAGCACUAUCAAUUCAUACAAUUAGAUGCUGGAUUGCCUCAUUUAAUAAUGGAGAGAAAGACGUCAAAAAUAAGUCUCAAUUUGGACAUUCUUGCAAAGCAGUAACAACAAUUACUAUUAAUAAAAUCAAAGAACUUAUUAAUAAUAAUCUACAUAUUAUUAUCUGUUCCUCACAAAUUUACUGCAGAUCAAAAAAAGAAUGGGUUACAGUUUCUAAACAGCUUUUAAAAAUUCUUGAAAAAGAAUUUGCAAAUAUUAUCACUGGGAAUGAAACGUAG
Racocetra persica is the source of this 378-nucleotide messenger RNA. NCBI's taxonomy places the organism in Eukaryota, Fungi, Glomeromycota, Glomeromycetes, Diversisporales, Gigasporaceae. The record is from the annotation of a GenBank genome assembly.